Molecule: messenger RNA, 1261 nt
Organism: Andrographis paniculata
Lineage: Eukaryota; Viridiplantae; Streptophyta; Magnoliopsida; Lamiales; Acanthaceae
Exons: 8
Coding region: 146-904 (252 amino acids)
Molecular function (GO): S-adenosylmethionine-dependent methyltransferase activity
Source: RefSeq, a predicted model, not a curated record
ACACUUGUACUUAUGGUCCCCGCUGCAUAUUCCUCCGUCUCUCUCACACACGCACUGCAGAGGCGUAGAACUCACUCGUGUCCUCCACACCAAACCAAAUCCCUCUCAUCUGAAAAUCCGCAAACCACCACCGCCAACCGCCGCCAUGUUCCGGGACGUGUCGGCCUGCAACACCUACAACUAUGGCGACGCUCUCUACUGGGACGCCCGUUACGUCCAGGAAGCCGACUGUGGCUCUUUCGAUUGGUACCAGCGCUAUUCCGCGCUUCGCCCUUUCAUCCGCAAGUACGUCUCCCCCAAUUCGCGAGUCCUCAUGGUUGGCUGCGGGAAUGCUGAGGACAUGGUGAAGGAUGGUUUCGAAGAAAUAACAAACAUUGACAUAUCGUCAGUGGCUAUUGAGAUGAUGAAGAAGAAGUAUGAAAACGUUCCUCAACUCAAGUAUAUGCAAAUGGAUGUUAGAGAUAUGAAUUUUUUUCCUGAUGAUUCGUUUGAUAGCAUCAUCGAUAAAGGGACGCUUGACUCGUUGAUGUGUGGUACCGAAGCGCCAAUUAGUGCUUCUCAAAUGAUGGGGGAAAUGAGCAGGCUUCUUAAACCUGGAGGAGUUUACAUGCUGAUAACGUAUGGUGAUCCUACAGUCCGGAUGCCCCACAUCAAUCGACCAGUUUACAAUUGGAAUAUCGAACUGUACAUCAUACCGAGACCCGGAUUUCAAGCGCCAGCUGGAUCAACUCAGAAAUCCCACUUAGAGCCCAUUCCUCUCGGGGAUAAUGGCCUACUUCCGGCAGACUAUGUAAUGGAAGAUCCAGAUUCUCAUUUCAUCUACGUGUGUAAAAAGUUUGUACCGGCUGAUAUAGAAAGCAAAUCUACAGAUCCUUUGGGAGACGACAACGCAGUACAGAGAUGACAAUGCAAUACAAUAAAUUCCAUCAGGGUUUGCUGAUAGAUAGAUCUCUUUGCUUUUCUGUGAGCUGUUCGGGCACACCCAUUAUUUCGAAUCUUGCAGGCCAUUUAUCAUCAUAAUCGGCGUCACUUGGGGUCCUUGGAGGUUAGAAGAGAUAAACAGAAAGAGACGAAGCCCCGAGGAUAUCGUUUACCGGUUAGAAAAUACAAACUCAGAUUUAAUUUGAGGAUAUGUAUGUGUGCGGUGUUGUGUUUUUGUUACCAAACUGAUGGUAAAUAUUAGGAUACAUACAAUUGUUGCUGUGCUAAUCUUGAUCAUCAUUAUUGAUGCUACCAAAUAAUGCCAAAAAAUUCAUGACUA